Molecule: messenger RNA, 417 nt
Organism: Radiomyces spectabilis
Lineage: Eukaryota; Fungi; Mucoromycota; Mucoromycetes; Mucorales; Radiomycetaceae
Exons: 3
Coding region: 1-417 (138 amino acids)
Source: RefSeq, a predicted model, not a curated record
AUGGCCCCAGGAACGCACGGUGACAUAUGGUCGCUAUGCGACAAUCCGGCAACCCAUUUGCUUCGUGGUUAUGAGGGCGGUGUCUAUAUACAUCCGGAGGCACCUCGAACAAACGACGAUAUCAAUGUCAAAAUUAAUGGCAUGUUAGCAUCUGAUGUUACCGGAGGUCAUGUGCAAAUUGACUUGAGCAUCAUGAAUAUGAUCAAAAUCAAAAAGGAGUUAGACCUUUGCACGGUUCUGCAGAGCGAUGUCAUGGGUCACCGUCCUUGUACUUUAUCCGCAGGAGAUGUAGAAUUAGAAGCCACAGCCUUUAUCCCUCGUGAAAUUCCAAAGUUGCCCCUCAAGGGAGAUAUCCGCAUCAACGAUCAAGAUGGUCGCACAGUCACUUGUAUCCAUCUUGAUUUCAAACUGCAAUAA